Nasonia vitripennis (jewel wasp) is the source of this 3206-nucleotide messenger RNA. RefSeq names its product coiled-coil domain-containing protein 102A. Lineage: Eukaryota; Metazoa; Arthropoda; Insecta; Hymenoptera; Pteromalidae. The record is from RefSeq and is a predicted model, not a curated record. The transcript is spliced from 6 exons. Bases 241 to 1854 code for a protein of 537 amino acids.
UAAAGUAAUUGACGUAUCGCCUCUCAUUGACGAUGUAAGAUAAUUUCCCAAAGAUAUUAUUGAGAUGAUCGAUUUUGGUAGCAAAUGUGAAUGUGAUUCACGCACUGGCGUCUGCAGGCAAAUGUCAAUCGCCAAACACUUUGCACCCUCUGAUGUUCAUCGGAUCGAAUAAUUUACCCCUUGACUUUACGAUAUGAGGUGUGAAAAGUAAAUGCCGACAAAAGUGAGAUAGCCUUAGCCAUGGCUCAGUCAUCCUCAGCCAGUGGAACGUCUUCUAGGAGACAUUUGAGGGAACAUGAUGCCAGCUCACCAGGUUCACCUCGGUAUGCAGACAGUGAAUGGGAGUCCAAAGAGGCAAUAUUGCACAGGGAACUGGAUGAGGCCAAAGCAAGGGCAGCACAGAUGGAAAAGACUAUGAGAUGGUGGUCAGACUGUACUGCUAAUUGGAGAGAAAAGUGGUGCGAAGUUCGAGAUGAAAGAAACAAGGCCAAGAAGGAGGCUAAAAUUCUGAAAUCUAAAUUGGAAGCUGCCAUGAAAGACUUAAACGCUUACAAACAGGAGUCUCGGGAAUUAGAAACACAAAAUACUCAGCUUAAGAAAGAAAUGGAAAAGGUUCACAUGAUACUGCUGAAGCAUGCAGGACAGUUUGAUCAGCAGUUGAUUUCAGUUCUGGAUUCUGACCCACAGCUGAAAAGUGCUUUAGGAGUGGAUGAACUGUUAGAUGUAUACAACAAUAUUGAACAGACAGGGAACAUCACUCCCUCAUCAUCAAAAAAAGAGUUUAGUACUUGUAAAAGUCCUCCUACUGCCAAGGACAGUAUAGAUGGACGUAGUUCUCUAGAUAAAGAUAUAGAAGAGUACAUUUUACAAGGAGCAGUACCAAAGCACACUGUAGAGCACAAAGAUACCUCACCCACGCCUCAAGAAAAACGACAUUCCCGAAUAGACAGUGCAAAUGAGGAAGCUCUGAUGCAAAAAAUGUCUAUGCUUAAUUUAAGACUAGAAGAGGCAACAAAGACAAUAAGUGCCGAAAGAGAGGAAAAAUCUUCGUUACAUCGUGGUAUGGAGAAACUGAGAAUGGAAAUACUCACGUUGAGAGAAAGGUGUGAGGAGUUGCAAGACAGCCGCACCGAGGCAAUGAAAGAGUUGCUGGAAUUAAAAGGACGUUUUCAAGGGGAAUUAAGUGCAGCACAAGCUGAUCUCAUUGACGAAGCUACUAAUCGCGAGGGGAUGGAUAGACGAUUAUCGGAACUUAGAGCGGAGCUAGAAAAGUUGCAAGCGGAGAACGCAGCUGAAUGGGGCAAGCGCGAACGCUUGGAAACGGAAAAAAUUUCGCUUGAGCGUGAGAAUAAACAAUUGCGCAGUGAACUACGUGAUUUGCAAGACCGAGUAGAGCGAAAAUCACGACCAGUUUCAAGCUGCGAUGCCGAUUCCAAACAACUACAGCAGGAGCUUCUGGACCGCAACAAAGAGCUUGUUGAUCUGAAGCAUUCUCAUGCCAAGUUAAAAAAAAUGUUAGCAGAAAAAACUACCGAGCUAUCUCAUGCUAGUCGCAGAUCUGAACAGUACGAGGCUGAGGUGAAGAGGAUAAGAGCAAGAGUUGAAGAGUUGAAGAAGGAAUUGGCUCUGGCUCAGGAUGAGGUUGAUGCUGCAAAUAACUCAAUCAGAAGACUGCAGAGGGCUAACGAGGAUCUGACGGAGCAAUUAGAAAACACUAGUACUCAACUGGAGCACUAUAGAAACAGUAUUUCUGAGAGUCGAGCACCGGACGUAGUGGCAGAGAUAAUGGAUGAUAAGACUCGCGACGACGACGAUGACGAGGAGGACGAGAUAGCCGACGGUAAGAACUGCUAAGCAAAAAAUUUUAUCAGCGAGCCUUCGAUUCGAUACCAAAGGGAGAGAGUUAACGUAAACUCACUUAUUCUCGGAGACCAUGCAUUAAAAAUUGCCUAGUACCUGCACGUCACAGAAGAUAAAACGAACAAAAAUAUAUAUUUAAAUUAACUUCCGCAGUAUUGGGAGCGUAAGAAAUAAUAAUUAAGGUCAAAUAGAGAAAACUAUAAUAUAAGGAAAGAUGUAUAAACAAGAGUAAUAGCUAUUCUUCACGAUUGAAGCGACAAAUUAACGUUCUACGAGAAAAAUACUACCCUAUUGCCGUAUCUGUAAAUGUGUAUAAAUAUAGUGUUUCCGAAAUGAGAAAGCAAUGAUUACGGUGACUCGUCGUUCUAAGUUUGAGCGAAUCACGAGAUUCUUUGAAUUAGAAUUAUGUAUUGGAUGCUUAUUUUAUGCGAAGUAUAAUGAGCUUCGUGAUAUAAUGAUUAUUAGUUAGUAUCUGUAAUAUUAUAAUUAGUCAGAAAUUUGUAUGACUGUCGUAUUUUAUUCGAUAUAUAUACUUAUUUAAUGUAUAUACAACGUGAUUAUUUAGUUUAUCUUUUUACUUCCGUUGUGUGUGAUAACGUAUUAUUAAUUUUUUUACUCAGUAACACUUUUUUGUUACUUUUUUAUGCUAAAAAAUUUUAUUCGCAGAUAAAUAUUAGCACAUAAAAUAAAAAACGUGAUUCACUUAAGUAACUAUAAGUAUAACACACACACACUUUAAUCAUAAAUAAAGUGAUAUUAAUAUGUUACCGUGUUCUAAUGGCUCGAUCAAAGUAUUUUAAUUAAAGAACGUUGAAGUUAACGUUACUCAAUUUUAACUGGUUCUAUUUGAAUGUAGUAACAGAAUCAUUUUUCUACUCUAUUAUGCCGAUCGCUGUAACUACUCGCUGAUUUUUUUGUUCGCGUUAUGUACAUAAUCAAACGUUCGUUGUACAUACGAGAAACUCCUCUUGCGUUUGCGCAAAAUUAAGAAGACUUUUAUACAUAAAUGAUACCUCAGAUUUACCAAAAUGACUGACUCGCGUAUUCAGUGAUGAGAUAAUGAUACAAAUAUAAUUAUAACAUUGGAGGUUCUUUCAAAACUCAGAUCUAACGAAAAAUAAUUAAUGUCGAUGAGGACUUUUAAUGCGAAGGAUAAUGUCGCGCGUGUAUAUGUCAGAUCGUAAGCAAUAAUGUAUGGAGCUGUAUACCUUGAAGUACCUUGAUGAUUAAUGCAGAGAACGCGAAGAGCAGGCAUGAAACAAAGUUUGAUAUUUUGUCGCUUUUAUCGUUGAAAAGAAAAGAUCCUCUAUACGAAUCAAUUUAAAGAAUUAUACGUAUAUACAAUG